GGUUAGACGUCAGUGUUUACAGACUGUAUGUCAAAUAUGGUAUUUUUGGUAUUUCAUUGUAAUUAAAACAAUAAUAUUUUUGGCAACUUACGCGUUGACGGUACGCGGUCGCACUAACCUUUUAAUGUUUUGGUCUAUUUUUUAUGUAAAUACUAGAAGAAUUACCAGAUAAAAUACACAACUAAAGGAUUUGGCGCACUUUAUUCAAAACAAUAUAAACGCUAAUAAUAAGUCUGACAAAAGUUGCCACACAAUUGCGCAAAUAAUAACAAUACAACCAUCGCCGCCAGAGGCAAAAGCCAUGAGCAAAGUGCGCAGGCUGUACCAUCAAAAAUAUCGUGAGGAUUGGGAACGAUUUCCAUCGUUUUCCGAGUGGCUUUGUCGUGGCGACGAUGGCUACUCGGCUCAUUGCAAAAUAUGCGACGCAAAUGUAUUGGCGCGUCUGGCAUCCAUUAAACAGCAUCACAAUACGGCCAAGCAUCAAAAGGCACUCAAAUGCCAUCAGCUUGGGUCAAAGAGCAUCCCCAUUAAAAUGGAGCCCGUCAUAAAGGAGGAGCCAAAACAAAUGCCACAAAAGUUUAUUUUCGCCACCAAGUCAAAACCAAAGAUCAUCAAACGUUCCAAAACGGAUAAAGUAGCGGAAAACAUUGAACAGACUCCUUUGGAGCCGGAUACAUGUUCCAAUGAUUCGAUACUGGAAGAUCUGUUGGGCAACGAUGAUAUGGAGCAACAAUAUCUACAGGAGAUUAGCGACACGGAAAUGGAACACGAUAUUAAGCCUGAAACCAUGCAAGACUUCAAAAUCGAUGAAAUGCAGGAUGACAAUCUAACAGAUGAUAAUAUUAUCAGCGAAUUUGAUCUAUUUGGCAAGAGCGUCUCUCUACAACUGAAUCACAUGGAGCUUGAGGAUGCUUUGCUUUGCCAGGAGCGUUUGCAGGUGGUGCUUACAGAAUUUCGACUUAAGAUCUUGAAACGCAAAUCAAAACGCAACUUUUAAAUAUAUCAAACUUAAACUUAUUAUCAAGCUAUAUAUAAUUAUAUAUAUAUUGACAAGCAUAACUAACUUAUACA
Messenger RNA from Drosophila hydei, 1071 nucleotides. RefSeq lists its product as uncharacterized. Lineage: Eukaryota; Metazoa; Arthropoda; Insecta; Diptera; Drosophilidae. The record is from RefSeq and is a predicted model, not a curated record. The transcript has 3 exons. Bases 302 to 997 code for a protein of 231 amino acids.